Penicillium cinerascens is the source of this 1458-nucleotide messenger RNA. Its product is annotated as phosphotransferase family protein. The transcript has a single exon. The record is from RefSeq and is a predicted model, not a curated record. Lineage: Eukaryota; Fungi; Ascomycota; Eurotiomycetes; Eurotiales; Aspergillaceae. Bases 1 to 1458 code for a protein of 485 amino acids.
AUGACCGCGGACUUUUGGCCUUCAGCGGUGAAGCUUAGUGGCAGUCUUUCCCAGAGAUGUGUUUCUUCCCCCCUACCUCCCAACCCAUGCGAAAUGGACUUCGACGAUCUUGCAAAGCAACAGUCUGAUCGAAUUUUUCAGGUGUGGUUACAAAACCUGCUAGGAAAUUCCCCAGAAGAUUUGGCGGGCAAGCUUGCUUCCAGGCAUUACCCUGGUAGUACACCUGCGACAGCUUCGCGGCUUUCGAAUGGUGCUUUCAACGUUUGUUACCGAGUCACAUUUGAGAAUGGCCGUCGCGUUGUGGUUCGCUUUGUGGCCCUUGGUCGGGUUGUUGCUCGCAAUGAAAAGGUCGAAGAUGAGGUUGCUAUCAUGCAAUACGUUGGGCAGCACACAACGAUCCCUGUUCCAAUCGUCCUAGGAUCGGGAAAGUGCGCGGUUGGCCCGUAUAUAGUGAUGAGUUAUAUUGAAGGAAACCCGUUGAGUGGGUACCUUAGAGACUCGUCCCAGAUUACAGUCACCCUUAACUUGGGUAUUUCUAUACCUAUCUUGAGGAGAGCUUAUUUUGGCAUGGCCGAGGUCCUCCUAGAGCUAUCCAAGGCAGGAUUUCCCUUUAUUGGAGCUAUUAGAAGGACCGAGUCAGACGAAUGGACUGUGCAGAAGCGACCGCUCACUUUCAACAUGAAUCGACUUACUCAAUUCUCAAAUAUUCCCCUUAAAGUCUUUGAACGAGGACGUUUCAACAAUGCAGCGGACUAUUUUGAGGAGCUUGCCCGUCAACAAUUUUAUCAUCUGGAGUUUCAAUGCAAUAAUGCAAUUACGGAUGAGGCCGACUGCCGAAAGAAGUAUAUUGCGCGUUGUCUUUUUCGGAAGUUAGCACGUGAAAUACCUAAAGAACACUGCAGUGGUCCAUUCCGCCUUUAUUGCGAUGAUUUCCGUCCAGACAACGUCCUUGUUGAUGCAUCAAGCCUUAAUAUCACGGGAGUGGUUGAUUGGGAGUUUUCGUAUGCUGCUCCUGUUGAAUAUACACUUGCCGCUCCUUGGUGGCUCUUACUAGAAAGUCCAGAGGAUUGGGAACCUAAUCUCGAUCAAUUCCUAACGCGUUAUAUGCCAAAAUUCCGCGUUUUCCUUGAAGUUCUCAAACAUUGUGAGACCAGAAAAAUUCAAGGUGGGUCUUUGUCCGAAUCUCAACGGCUAUCAAUUGCCAUGGAGAAGUCGCUAGAGACCGGACUAUUUUGGAUUUGCCUUGCUUUACGACACAGCUCUAUGUUCGAUGAGAUAUACUGGGAUUUUAUUGAUUCGAGAUUUUAUGGUCCUUUUACAACGACUGAGGAUCGACUUAGUCUGCUCAGUGCAGAGGAGCGACUGAAUAUUGACGCCGUCGUGGAGAGUAAAAUGCGCCAGGCAAGCGAGGGUACUUUAAUUUCUCAUUACAGCAUCGAUGAGCUAGUUGAUCUAUGA